CAAUAUCAUUGAAAAAGAAUAAAUCUGAGAGAAUGAACGUGGCUUCUGUGUUGCACAUGAAUGAAGGUGAUGGAGAAACAAGUUAUGCUAACAAUUCUAUGUUACAGCAAAAGGUGAUUUCUUUAACAAAGCUCAUAAGGGAGGAAGCUAUAACUUGCUUCUACAAAGAAAGACAUCCAAGAAGCCUGGCAAUUGCAGAUUUGGGUUGCUCUUCUGGACCAAACACUUUGUGUGUGAUUUUUGAACUGAUUGAAACUGUGGAGAGGCUUUGUAAAGUCCUAAACCAUGAAUCUUCAGAAUACACGAUCUUCUUGAAUGACCUCCCUGGCAAUGACUUCAACAACAUCUUCAAGUCUCUUGAAUGCUUCAAAAAAAACCUAAGAAGUCAAAUCGCCGAAGGCAUUGAUCAAUGCUACAUCACUGGAGUUCCUGGUUCUUUCUAUGGCAGAAUUCUUCCCACUAGUUCUCUGCAUUUUGUUCAUUCCUCCUACAGUCUUCAUUAUAUAUCUCAAGUUCCUGAGGGUGUGGAGAACAACAAUAAGGGCAAUAUUUGCAUAACAAGCACGAGUCCUUUGAGUGUUCAAAAAGCGUACUACCACCAAUUUCAAAGAGAUUUUUCAUUAUUUCUCAAGUGUCGUGCUCAAGAACUUAUUGAAGAGGGCCGUAUGGUUCUUAUACUUGGAGGAAGAAGUGGUUGCGACCCAUCAAGUAAUGAAUCUUGCUACAUCUUGGAGCUUUUAGCUCAGGCACUCAAUGACAUGGUCUUAGAGGGAAUCAUAAAGGAAGAUCAGAUAGAUUCAUUUAACAUUCCUAUCUACACUCCAUGCCCAACUGAAUUGGAGUUAGAGAUUGAAAAAGAAGGAUCAUUCACUUUGAAUCGCUUGGAGGUAUUUGAAGUAAGUUGGAAGGCUGCAUGUGGUGAAGAACUCAAUGACAAUAACAGUGGAUUCAAAGUUGCACAGCUUGUAAGAGCUGCAAUGGAACCUCUACUUGUGAGCCACUUCGGAGAAGCUAUUAUUGAUGAUCUUUUCCAUCGUUACCAAUACAUAUUAGCUGACCGUAUGGCUAAAGAAAAAACUGUGUUCCUCAAUCUUGUCGUAUCUUUAACCAAAACAACUUGAAGAAGGCCAACAUAUAUGUGUUUGUGUUUCUAUGAUACAUUGUUGAUGCAUCGAAUGCAUUAUCGCAUCAUUUUGUGUUUGUUUUUUUUUUUUUUCCUGAGAUCGUGUAUGUUUGAGUUUAAUUAACAUAUAUGCAUUUGUGUUUCUAUGAUACAUUGUUGAUACAUCGAAUGCAUUAUCGCAUCAUUUU
Prosopis cineraria is the source of this 1311-nucleotide messenger RNA. RefSeq names its product S-adenosyl-L-methionine:benzoic acid/salicylic acid carboxyl methyltransferase 2-like. The transcript has 4 exons. The coding region runs from base 33 to 1121 and encodes 362 amino acids. Gene Ontology annotation, biological process: methylation. The record is from RefSeq and is a predicted model, not a curated record. Lineage: Eukaryota; Viridiplantae; Streptophyta; Magnoliopsida; Fabales; Fabaceae. Gene Ontology annotation, molecular function: S-adenosylmethionine-dependent methyltransferase activity.